This is a messenger RNA of Harpegnathos saltator (Jerdon's jumping ant), 825 nucleotides long. RefSeq lists its product as uncharacterized. The transcript has 5 exons. Lineage: Eukaryota; Metazoa; Arthropoda; Insecta; Hymenoptera; Formicidae. Bases 20 to 658 code for a protein of 212 amino acids. The record is from RefSeq and is a predicted model, not a curated record.
CCUCGUGUACAGAUAUUGUAUGGAAGAACGACCAAAGCGUAUAAUUACAAAACCAACAAGCUACCAGACAACAUCAUCAGACGAGGCUCCUCCAGUAUACAAACGGACUGCACCUGUGCCAAACAUCACGGCAGGAAGCAUCAAAGAGGACAUCAAAGAUAUACGGCCCACCCUGGACAAGAAUGCAAACAACGAUAUACAUUUAUUUACUAAUAGUACACAAAACAUAUCAUCGCGCACACACGCAUAUAAUUCCACACACAUUACUCCCACAGCAUCUGUCCACCCAGCACAAGAUACACCGAAUCAUACUUCUCACACUACAUGUAUACCUCACGAAAAUGAACACCUGUACUACACUAAUGAUACAUAUACUGAGUUGCAGGGUACUUCGCGCCCAUGGACAACGCAGAGGCACACGCAGCAUCAGUUCCAUCAGGAGCAUCUAUCUUACGAGCAGUACGAAGAGCGGCUACCUUAUGGCCAACAUGCACGAAUAACACAGAAGGCGGACAAUCGGGAAAACAACGAUCGUUGGGAGCGCAUGGAAAAGAGACUUACGAAGAUGGCCUCAGUGGCCUCAAGGUCCCGAGUUCCAAAUACAGAUGCAAGACGCUCUUCGGACAGCGAAGGAACGACACCGCCACAGAGGACGUAAUCAACGUAGAACGGCAGCCGGCCCAAGGAUACAGCGCGACUUAUGAAGCGACGAGCGUGCAGACGAGGAAGAGGAGCAGGACCAGCAAGACCUGACAUAAGAUGCAUGGGACGAGGAUGAGGUCGAAGACAACACUCACGGUCGCAGGAGGUCGAGAGAGAGAGAGA